This is a messenger RNA of Larimichthys crocea (large yellow croaker), 831 nucleotides long. RefSeq names its product mitotic spindle organizing protein 1 (gene mzt1). The record is from RefSeq and is a predicted model, not a curated record. The coding region runs from base 149 to 370 and encodes 73 amino acids. Gene Ontology annotation, biological process: microtubule nucleation by interphase microtubule organizing center; gamma-tubulin complex localization; mitotic spindle assembly. Gene Ontology annotation, cellular component: centrosome; spindle; gamma-tubulin ring complex. The transcript has 3 exons. Lineage: Eukaryota; Metazoa; Chordata; Actinopteri; Sciaenidae.
UAAAUAGUUUAUUUAUAUUUAUUUUGGACGUUAUUAUUUAAGAUGAGGAGAUUUGGCUGAUUUGUUGUAAUAACUUUAUCCUGUGUCGAGUCAGAGACCUCUGUGAGUCUGUGUUUUUUUAGCAGGCCAGCUGUUGUCAUUGUGCACCAUGGCGAGUGCUGCAAAUGCAAACAUGAACGCAGUCCGGGAGACGAUGGACGUGCUCCUGGAGAUCUCCAGGUUGCUAAACACUGGUUUGGACAUGGAGUCUUUGUCCAUAUGUGUGAGGCUGUGCGAGCAGGGCAUCAAUCCAGAAGCUUUGUCAGCAGUCAUCAAAGAACUGCGUAAAGCUUCUGAAUCCCUCAAGGCUUCUGAAAACUGCACUAACUGAAGCUGCGGCCUGAUCACCACAUCAGUUUGGGGGCCUCGUUUGAGAACUUGCCCUAAUCCUGGAUCUUUAUGGGCUCUCCAGCCAGAUUUGUCUGUGUUGGCACUCCUGUCCUCUGCGUCUCCUUGGUGACUAACUGCUCCUGGUCUGUGCUUCGACUUGUGUCUGAGUUUCUGAGAAGAGGAAUCAAUCUCAGCCUUUUUCCUAAACCCCAGACACGAGGGCAUGCUCAGCCAUUCUGUGUCAAAUAUUUCUCCUGCUACUAUUUAUGAAGUUCGGAGGUGGCGUUGACAUCCUGCUCUAAUUUCUGAUGCGGCAACUUGUGGAUGCACUUUUUCACGGGGAAAUGUUUUUUUUAUGAUGUUUUGAAAUGUCUAUAAUUUGUUUUUAAUUUUUUUGUUUUGUUAUUUUUUUCCAUGUAUGAUCGAACAAAGUCUAAAUUAAAGUGAUACAGUCGACGGCCA